CUCGAGCGUGCUCCGCUCGCUAGUUCACCUCGACAUCCUCCUCGACAUGCUCAGGCUGUGGGCUUCACGUCAAUGUCCUCGAAUAUCCUCAUGUAGAACGUUGCAUUCGACAAUAGCAAGCAAUGCCUCUGCUUCAACGGAACAAAAGCCGCAGACUGAAGCGCGGUGGACACCGUUCUCCGUCAGGACAGGCGUGAUUGCCCGUAAACGCGGCAUGAUGUCUAUGUGGGACGACCACGGUGCCCGGUUCCCGGUGACGGUCCUCCAGCUUGAGAAUUGUCAAGUCACGGCGAACAUCAAGAACGUGAAGAAGGACAAGACAGAGUACCACGCAGUGCAAGUCGGUGCCUCGGACAAGCGCGAAAAGACGACUACAAGACAGAUGUUGGGGCACUUUAAUAAGGCUGGCGUUCCUCCGAAGCAGAUUGUGAAAGAAUUCCCGGUGACACCUGAUGCGCAUCUCCCCGUUGGGACAACACUAUCUGCCAUCCACUUUGUACCGGGACAAAAUGUCGACGUUACCGCCAACUCGGUCGGAAAGGGUUUCCAGGGUGUUAUGAAGAGGUGGGGCUACCAUGGCCAGAGUGCAUCUCAUGGUACUUCACUCGCGCACCGGUCCGCUGGUGCUACUGGUGCACACCAGGACCCCGGCCGUGUGUGGCCGGGCAAGAAGAUGGCGGGUCACAUGGGUAAUAGGCGCGUUACGAAGCAGAACCUGUCUGUGGUGCGUGUCGACUCCGCGCUGGACUUGAUCUUCGUGAAGGGCAAUGUGCCCGGAGUGGAUGACGCACAGGUCAUGCUAAGGGAUUCGAAAAAGAUGGUCCAAAAGGCCCGCGUGGCACAUGCAAAGGGUGUGGAGGAGAAGAUUCUCCCGAAGGGCGUCGACGCACUACCAUUUCCCGCAGGCACUAAGGAGAUGACGCAGCAUCUUCCACCUGUCAUUGAGGCACCUACUCAUCAUAGGAGCCCCUUCCUUCCUUACGUAUGAUCAAUGGUAUCCGG
This is a messenger RNA of Laetiporus sulphureus 93-53, 1002 nucleotides long. Its product is annotated as mitochondrial 50S ribosomal protein L3. The record is from RefSeq and is a predicted model, not a curated record. Gene Ontology annotation, molecular function: structural constituent of ribosome. Gene Ontology annotation, cellular component: ribosome; mitochondrial large ribosomal subunit. The transcript has 5 exons. NCBI's taxonomy places the organism in Eukaryota, Fungi, Basidiomycota, Agaricomycetes, Polyporales, Laetiporaceae. The coding region runs from base 47 to 988 and encodes 313 amino acids. Gene Ontology annotation, biological process: translation.